CCGAUGGUUUUAUUUCCGUGUCUCUUUUUUCUCUCAUGUUUUUCAGGUGAGAGAUCUAGUGUAUAGUGACCGGAAAAUUUUAAAAAAAUGUCAACACUUACUAUAGAGCCUCUCGUCGGCAAUUAUCUCCGACGGAGCCCAAAACUUUAUCAAAAUACAAAAACAACCCCUCAUUUUUUUCUUAAUUACUGCCGGAGACCGCAACUUUCCAGUAAGGCAACUUUGAGAUUCUGCAACUCAGGGCGUAGACGGACGUUACCUCUAAGAGCUAGCUCCACCGAUGCUGCUGUUAUUGACACGUCGGAAAAGUCUGACGUCGUUUUAACGGAGACUUUCUCGUUGAAACGACCCCAAAGGGCUGAAGGAAAGAUAGCCAUCAGAUUGGAUAAGGGGAAGGAUGAAGAGAAUUGGCACCUCUCUGUGGGAUGUAGUGUGCCGGGAAAAUGGAUUCUUCACUGGGGGGUCCACUAUACUGGUGAUGUUGGCAGUGAAUGGGAUCAACCUCCUCCAGAGAUGCGGCCCUCGGGUUCAAUCGCCAUAAAGGAUUAUGCAAUUGAAACCCCUUUGAAAGGAGAAACACUUCAAGAGGUGAAGAUUGACAUAAGUUCUAAGUGGUCUAUUGCAGCUAUAAAUUUUGUGUUGAAGGAUGAGGAAACUGGAGAUUGGUAUCAGCACAAAGGGCGGGACUUCAAGAUUCCUCUUACUGACUACCUUGAAGAUGAUGCUAAUACUGUUGGAGGUAAAGAGGGAUCAGGGAUAUGGCCAGGUGGCUCUUCUUUCAUUGCAGGACCUCUAGGGAAUAUCCUCCUUAAGCCAGAAGCUGCUCCUUCUAAGGAGGAAUCAAGCAGCAAUGAUGGGCCUAGUGUGAAAAACAGGCGUCUUGAAGGAUUCUAUGAGGAGCAUUUCAUAGGAAAAGAGACUAUUGUUGAUAACACAUUGAGUGUCUCUGUUAAGCAGUGUCCAGAGACUGCCAAGAAUAUUUUGUAUAUAGAUACCGACUUACCUGGAGAUGUAAUUCUUCACUGGGGAGUCUGCAAAGAUGAUGCUAAAAGAUGGGAACUUCCUGCAAUGCCAUAUCCAGCGGAAACAGUAGUUUUCAAGAAUAAGGCACUGCGGACUUUGCUCCAGAGAAAAGAGGGAGGCAAUGGUUCUUCGGGACAGUUCACUUUGGAUGGAGGACUUUCCGGAUUUGUUUUUGCGGUGAAGCUGGAUGAAGAUACGUGGUUAAAUUGUAAGGGAAACGACUUUUAUAUACCUCUGUCAAGUAGCAAGCAUCAGUCUAGCACCAUCCAUUUGGAGGAGAGAAAACAAAACGAGGAGUCAAAUUCUUCCAAGAUAGUCAACAGUUCACCUGAGGAGAAUCAAACAGUGUCUGUGUAUACUGAUGAUAUAAUAAAGGAGAUAAGGAAUUUGGUGAGUGACAUUUCCUCUGAAAAGAGCCGGAAGACAAAAAGCAAGGAAAUACAGGAAACCAUUCUUCAAGAAAUUGAGAAGCUUGCUGCAGAAGCUUAUAGUAUAUUCAGAAGUUCAAGCCCAACAAUGUCAAAAAUUGUGGUUUCUGAAGCUGAGGUUUCACAAGCUGACGUGAAAGUAUCUUCAGGAACCGGUACAGGAUUUGAGAUUUUGUGCCAGGGUUUUAAUUGGGAAUCUCAUAAAUCUGGAAGAUGGUACAAGGAGAUGCAUGAAAAAGCUGCAGAGUUAUCUUCACUUGGAUUUACUGUCAUCUGGUUACCUCCACCAACUGACUCAGUGUCACCAGAGGGAUACAUGCCUAGGGAUUUAUAUAACUUAAAUUCCAGAUAUGGUAGUUUUGAUGAAUUGAAAGUUACAGUAAAGAAAUUCCAUGAAGUGGGCAUCAAGGUUCUUGGUGAUGUUGUCUUAAAUCAUAGAUGUGCAAGUGAACGGAAUCAAAAUGGGAUAUGGAAUAUCUUUGGGGGUCGGUUAAAUUGGGAUGAGCGUGCAGUUGUUGCUGAUGAUCCACAUUUCCAGGGAAGGGGCAAUAAAAGUAGUGGAGAUAAUUUCCAUGCUGCUCCUAACAUUGAUCACUCCCAGGAUUUUGUGAGAAAGGAUAUCAAGGAAUGGUUGCUCUGGCUGAGGGAGGAGAUUGGUUAUGAUGGAUGGAGGCUGGAUUUUGUUCGUGGUUUCUGGGGUGGUUAUGUGAAGGAUUACUUGGAAGCAACUGAGCCUUACUUCGCUGUGGGCGAGUAUUGGGAUUCCCUCAUGUAUACUUAUGGAGAGAUGGAUCACAAUCAAGAUGCGCAUCGGCAGAGAAUUGUUGACUGGAUUAAUGCUACUAAUGGAACUGCAGGAGCAUUUGAUGUGACAACAAAGGGAAUUCUUCAUUCUGCAAUUGGGAGAUGUGAAUACUGGCGAUUAUCGGAUCAGAAAGGAAAACCUCCCGGCGUGGUUGGAUGGUGGCCAUCUCGUGCUGUUACCUUUAUAGAGAAUCAUGAUACAGGUUCUACACAGGGUCAUUGGAGAUUUCCUGGUGGGAAAGAGAUGCAAGGUUAUGCCUAUAUACUGACUCACCCUGGAACCCCAUCAGUCUUCUUUGAUCACAUUUUCUCUGGUUAUCGAUCUGCAAUAGGAAAUCUUAUCUCACUCAGAAAGCGGAACAAGAUCCACUGUCGGAGUACGGUCGAAAUAACAAAGGCCGAAAGGGAUGUUUAUGCGGCAGUUAUUGAUGAUAAGGUAGCUGUUAAAAUAGGACCAGGCCACUAUGAGCCUCCAAGUGGGCAUCAGAGAUGGAAAAUGGCUGCUGAGGGUAACGAUUACAAGGUUUGGGAAUUGUCAUGAAAACAAUCACUCUCUGCACCUGUAUCAAUGGACUACUAUCCGAACAUGUUUGGGGUUAGCAUUGCAAAUUUUUUUGCCAAGUUACUGGAGAUGGGAGGAGUUAAUGUUGUAAAAAAUGCUGUCCUGCAACAUGAAUAUAAGUUAGUAAAUAUAGCAAGUACGAAAAGUCACCUGGAAGUGAGCGGAAUUACUGAUAUUUACGUCACUAUUGCUGUUAAUAUUAUUACUGUAUUCGGAGAAAUCACCAUGUAUACUAUAUAGAUUCAGGUAAAAACUGUAUGUGAUAGAUACCACUGCAUUGUAUCGCCUUCUCAGAAGACAGGGGCAUUGUAGAAACUGUAUGAUGUAACAACUUGCCAUAUUGGCAACAAGACACAAUAUUUUUUGUAUAAAUACUGGAAUGUACCCAUUGAUGUAUUCUAUUGUUGUAUUUGUUUU
This is a messenger RNA of Lycium ferocissimum, 3234 nucleotides long. RefSeq names its product alpha-amylase 3, chloroplastic. The record is from RefSeq and is a predicted model, not a curated record. Bases 88 to 2796 code for a protein of 902 amino acids. Gene Ontology annotation, biological process: carbohydrate metabolic process. The transcript has 13 exons. NCBI's taxonomy places the organism in Eukaryota, Viridiplantae, Streptophyta, Magnoliopsida, Solanales, Solanaceae. Gene Ontology annotation, molecular function: calcium ion binding; alpha-amylase activity.